Messenger RNA from Cryptococcus deneoformans JEC21, 1413 nucleotides. Its product is annotated as 2-hydroxyacid dehydrogenase, putative. Bases 98 to 1105 code for a protein of 335 amino acids. The record is from RefSeq and is a predicted model, not a curated record. Gene Ontology annotation, cellular component: cytosol. Lineage: Eukaryota; Fungi; Basidiomycota; Tremellomycetes; Tremellales; Cryptococcaceae. Gene Ontology annotation, molecular function: glyoxylate reductase (NADPH) activity; hydroxypyruvate reductase [NAD(P)H] activity; NAD binding. The transcript is spliced from 6 exons.
AAGUGGGCAUACCUCAUUCGCAUCUACCACUGAUUUUCUAGUCAACCAUCCUUCUAGCCACUUAUUCAUAGAAAUAAAUAAUUUAACAAACUCCAGAAUGUCGAAGCCCCAGGUCCUUAUUGCCGCCAACCCCAAGACAGGCAUUGUCUGGUCGAAGGAGGAGCAGAGUUCUAAACUCGGUGCGGUAGCCGAAGUUCUUGAACUCGCCUCCGCAUCCCGCUCUGAAUUCUUUCAAGACCUCGCUCCUAACGGAAAGUACGCCAAUAUCGUUGCCAUCUAUCGUCACAACGACUCUGUCUCCGCCAUCGGUCUGUUCGAUGAAGAAUUAAUCAACAAAUUGCCUGCCAGUGUCAAGUACAUCUGUCACAAUGGAGCAGGAUAUGACCAGAUCGACGUUGCUGCGUGUACCGCUCGUGGUAUCCAAGUAUCUCACACCCCUCAAGCCGUGGACGAUGCUACUGCCACAGUGGGCGCUUUCCUUGCCAUCUCUGCCAUGCGUCAAUUCUGGCGAGCCGAGGUCAAUGUUCGAUCAGGCAAAUGGAAGGCCGGUCUCUCUCCUGCUCGUGAUCCGGAAGGAAAGACUUUGGGUAUCAUCGGCAUGGGCGGCAUAGGAUCCGCGCUUGCCAGAAGGCUACUCGCGUUUGAUAUGAAGGUGAUUUAUUAUAAUCGUCGACCAAUCCAGCCCCCUCCCAACUUCCCUUGCACAUACGUAUCCUCGAUCGAGGAGUUGCUUAAGCAAGCCGACGUUGUAUCCCUCAACCUGCCUUUGAAUGAGAAGACUAAGGGCAGCUUUGGCAGACAGGAGUUUGGUUUGAUGAAGGAUGGAAGUGUACUUAUCAAUACCGCCCGAGGAGCAGUAAUUGACGAAGAGGCGUUCAUUGAGGCUUUAGAAAGCGGAAAACUUUACAGUGCGGGCAUUGACGUCUACCCUGAUGAGCCCAAUGUGAACCCCAAGCUUCUCGCCAUGGACAACAUCACCCUCCUUCCUCACAUGGGUACUGAGACACGUGACUCACAAAAGAAGAUGGAGCUUCUUGUGCUUGAUAACAUGAUUUCUGCACUCGCAGGAAAAGGUUUGCUGAACCAAGUCCCUGAGCAGAAGUAGGCUUCAAUGGUCCUGGAAGUUGGGACAGACAAGUAGAUAGAGAUUGGCGGCAACGUCAGUUACGAGGUAGUCACAGAUUGCUUUUACAGUUUGCACUGGGACUAAAUAUGGAAGUUACUUGGUUGAUAGCUUGCUGCCGGGUAUCUUUAGUUAUGAACAUCUUGCCAUUUGUAUCUAGUCGGGAAAUAGAGAAUCAUGAACAGCCUGAGCCUGUAUAGCAAGAGGAGGAUGGGCUUCUAAUCGACCCUUAAUAUGACGAUUCAUAUUUAGAACAUCGACGAUAUAGCCUUCAGCACGGUAAAAAGGGG